AUGGCCAGACCUGGCUUUCCCAGGCAUCCUCCCCUGGGUCAAGGCGGCUGCCAUGGGAUCUCUCCUGGCGUGACAACUAUAUCCCGCUCCGCAUCGGCUGCUACCUCGAGAACGGUUCCGACUGUACCCUUAAGCUUACCACUCCUGAUGGAGGAAUCCUGUUUGACAACACUCCCGGAGAUGAAUACCCUGAUUUCUCGCCUUACGGUAUGGAGAACCCGAAUCUUGAGCCUCCAAAACAAUCUUGUUGAGGCACCCUCCGACUCCGAUUCGGGCUCAGGUUCUAGCUUAGGGGGCUCAGGGGGCUCCCCCGAAAACAAUGAGCCUCCCCUUGACCUCAAAGCUUCGGUGGACGGGUUGAGCGGCUCAGGCGAUGCAUCUGGAAAAGACUCUUCGUUUGAUACAGGCAAUGGAACCGGAACCGGACUUGAUUCGGAUGCAGAUGACAAUGAAGACCUCAUUCAUCUCGCGCCUGGUGUUGGCUCCGAAAACCUUUUCGAAAUUGCCGCAGGUGCUGGGGCUGGUUCGGACGGCUGCUGGCGGAGCAGAGAACCUCUUCCACAUGGUGGAAGGCCUCGGAGGCGACAUGGAUGGAUUGUCGCAGCUGGUGGACCAGUCGGAGGACCGCAGAAACUGCUCGAUCUCUUCGCGGGCCUGGGCGAUGAAGACGGGGCCUAUUUCCAUGCUCAGCUAGACAAUGAAGGCCUAGAAAUCGACAUCGAAAUCCCGGGGGUUGGUCACAUGGGUAUUGGGCCUGCUUCUGAGGGUACCUACUUGAGCUCCUUCUGGGAGGCGGAGGUUAGGUUCCGCAAACGGAUCCGACUUGGACCUCGAACCACCGGAGAAGGCGGUGACGGGUUCGGGUGUAAGGGUGUGGUUGGAGGCGCGGUUGGCGUCGUGGGGAUGAUAGUAGCUGGUAUCGUGGACGGGCUUGGCCAAACGGUGAAGAAGUUUCUGUCUCGAAGAUGCCGGGGAUGGUUUAUGAACAUAGUUCAGACAUUUUCGAGGCUUCUUCCAUAUCUGUAUUGA
Ilyonectria robusta is the source of this 1029-nucleotide messenger RNA. RefSeq lists its product as uncharacterized. The coding region runs from base 1 to 1029 and encodes 342 amino acids. NCBI's taxonomy places the organism in Eukaryota, Fungi, Ascomycota, Sordariomycetes, Hypocreales, Nectriaceae. The transcript is spliced from 3 exons. The record is from RefSeq and is a predicted model, not a curated record.